Messenger RNA from Syngnathus acus (greater pipefish), 2517 nucleotides. RefSeq names its product Smith-Magenis syndrome chromosome region, candidate 8b (gene smcr8b). The record is from RefSeq and is a predicted model, not a curated record. Gene Ontology annotation, cellular component: guanyl-nucleotide exchange factor complex. The coding region runs from base 240 to 2447 and encodes 735 amino acids. The transcript is spliced from 4 exons. Lineage: Eukaryota; Metazoa; Chordata; Actinopteri; Syngnathiformes; Syngnathidae.
GCGCCAAUUUUGUCUUCCAACAUUUCGGUACUCAAAUGUUAGCAAACCGCAACCGUCAGUCGUAACACUUGAGCGACUAAGGCUUAAGGCGACCUUUUCUUGAGUUUAUUCCUCCCGAAAAGGGGAAGUCAAUCCCGGGAAGCGUGUGACUACUUCUCUGGCGGUCACAUGACUCUCGGUGUCAGCUGUUGGGAUCCGAUGUCGGCCGGAGAAGCCCCGAUCUUCGCCGGGGUCCGCCGAUGAUCUCGUCCCCGGACCUUCUGCCUUUCACCGGGCCGGAGGGCUUCGGCGACAGCGAGGAUGGCGAGGCGGAGGGAGAGCGCGGAACGGCGAGGGGGCUUCUUCCCGAGGAGCUCUCCAUCCCCGACGCGAGCGGCGGUGGGCACCCGUGGAGCUCCGCCGCCGGUUUUCACAGGGACUUCGUGCUGGUGGCCGAGUUCUCCGAGGAGGUGGGGCCUACGCCCGUGAUGACCAUACCUGACGAGGCGGGCGCGUCGGGAUCCCUGGACCUGAACCACUUCUCUGUGCGUAUCAUGUCUGUGGACUACCAGGCGUCAAGCCCGGGAGGCCCGCCCUCCUCGGGGCCUCGGCUAAACUUCAACGAGGACUCCGAGGUGGUCUUGGGGGACUCGGCCGACUGGGUCUUUGCCUACGUACGCCACAUGACCCUUCUGGACCUGUCGGCCCGCGGUAUGGUGCGCCCCUUCUGCAUGGCCUACGUGUGUUCAAGCCAGGCCAAGAUCAUGGACAACUUUGGACGGCUGUCGGCAGGAUUUGGCCUGGCUGCCGACAGCCUCAAGACUGGAAACCGGCAGACCUUCUCCUUGGAGCUGCACCGCAAGCUGCACCAGCUUCAAUACCAACGCUUGGCGCUGCUGCAAGAUGACAGCAUGAGCGGCGCGGGUGAGCAGCUGGAGGCGGUGGAGCGAGCCAUCGCCACGCACAAAGAUCUCCUCCGCCAGGUUACUUCCUACCCCAACAGGAAGCUAAAGCAGCCCGACUUCUUGCCCUACGAGCCGGCCGACGUCUCGACGGACGCCACCUCCAUCCCGCCUCCUCCUCCACCGGCAGCCCACCUCGCCGGCUCCGAAGGUCGGCUGAAGCCAUUGCAGGAACUCUGCAGCGCCUACUUCCUGUCGUUGAUGACGGAGCAGCUGGCGCAAACGGAGGUCCGCCUCCGCGGCGACGUCACCGCCCUGCGGAGCGCCGGCAUCACGCGUGCGCUGAGCAGGAAGCUCAGACUGACCAACUUCCUCUUCGAGCAGCCUGAGGAUGAGGAAGAGGAGGAGGAUGGAGAGGAAGCGGUUGCGCGGGAAACAGGAAGUCGGCCGAGCUCCCAGUCCUCCGUGGAGGCGAAAGAAGAAGAGAUGACGGGAAGCGCCAGCAGCGGAGACAGCAUACAAGUCAUCGGCACGGAGAGAUCCUACAAAACACUCGCCUCGUCCGCCGCGCCUGUCACCUCGUCUUUGCUUCCCGGCUCGUCCGAUCCUCUGGCCGCGCCUCUCCCCUCACUCGAUUCGUCUCUCGCGGCCGUCUCGGACCCGGGGCCUCGCCGCCUUAGAGUCUACGCCGGGAGGAGCAACAGCGAAGACAGCAUCGAGGUCCUCAGUACCACCGAGUCCAUCGUCGUCGAAGACCUUGCCGCCAUCAGCGAGGAAGAAGAGCCCAUCAAAGAUGAGAAAAGAGAGGUUACGGCAAAGGACGCUGGAGCGGGUAGCGCUUAUCAAAUGCUGCCCAAUCUCCCGGCGGAGCCGUGCUCUUGGCCACAGAGCGUGGACGAGGUGUCGGACGGCGCCGGCGAGACGCGCGCGCCCCACCGGACGCUCUCCUCGGACAAGGCGGGACUGCGAGCGCAGCGCUUCGUCAAGCAGAACUCCUUCUCUCGGCAGGUGGUCUUCUGCCUGCUGAGCGGCCGUCCUCUGGUACUGCUCUCGGGAGAUGGAGACAAGCUGCGGAAGACGGUGGACGCCCUGGCGCUCUUCCUGCCGGCUCCCGCCGGCGCCGUGAUGCCGUGUUUGAGCGCACCGCUCCAGCUGAGCGACCUGCUCACGUGGAGGCUGAUUGGAUUCCACAGGUCUCCGUCCUCGGGCCCGCUUCACUGGCUGAGUCGUUACAGUCGCUACCUGGCCGUGCUGGACUUGGACCAGAGGACGCUACGCUGCCAGUUGUACUCGGGUUGGCUAGCGGGCUCCCUGGUGGGCUCGGCCGUGCCCGCCGGCACCUUCCUGCUGCACGUGCAGAGCGGCCUGACGGCGCUGGCCAAUCGGGCGCUGCUCUUCACCUUCGCCCGGAGAGGAGACAAAGACGACGGGCUGGAUGACGGCGACCUGAGCGUGAUGCGUUUCCUGUCGGAGCUCAUCAAGCGUCAGCACGCUGCUCGCGGACCGCCGGCGCUGCGUUUCUCCUACGUGGCGCUGUAUGUGCACAAAAACACCACUGCUGUAUAGACUUGCAAAGGGCUGCAACGUUGCCGGGACGGAGCGGCAAUCAAAAAAAAAACAACAACAAAAACUGUGC